This is a messenger RNA of Protopolystoma xenopodis, 261 nucleotides long. The record is from the annotation of a GenBank genome assembly. Lineage: Eukaryota; Metazoa; Platyhelminthes; Monogenea; Polystomatidea; Polystomatidae.
AUGCGUGCCCUUUUGUGGCAAACCGAGUGUGGCCUCAUCACACCUGCUAUUUACCCCGACACCUUUCUUUUGAUGCGCUUAUCUCACUCGGGCCUCCAAUCUGGAUUUUAUGAUUGUCUCGUAGAUCCGUUGCUUAUCUUUCUAGUUGACCUAUUUUACUCGGGUCCAGGCCCUGUGUGCAUUUCACUCACUGGCGCUAUUUCUCCAGGCCCUAGAAGCACAUACACCGCCGCUUCACUGAGCGAAGCGCUUAAGCUCUGA